AUGGACAACAAGAGAAGAAGUUCUUCCGCGAGCAUCAAUGGCGGAAGCAGCAUUGAAACGACGGUGACCAAGUUGCUUAUGUCUACCAAACAUUUAUUGCAAACAUUGACUCAAUGGUCUAAAGGUGCCGCCACGGGAAGAAACGUCUCGGAUGCAUACGUUCAAUUAGGGAACGACUUCAAGAUAGUCUCCAAAUUUUUUACUCAUGCUAAAGUGGACGUUUCAGAUUUGGGGGACGUCCCAUUGGAUUUAAGGAAGGUUCUAGAGGUAACUUUAAGAGAGCCUGCAUCUGACGAGACUUUAAAUAAGUACCUACCGGGAAUUAGAGAGAUUAUUGUCACAUUGCUGGAUAAACUUAAGGUUAAACAAGCACUAUUGAAGAAUAUGAGACAAGAUCAGGCCGUCAAGAUGCGUCAUCGUCAACAUUCUUCCAUUUCAAGUAAUGUCCCAUUAGUGCUCAAUUCAAGCGGUGGGGCAACUCCUAGCAUUGGUCACUCAUCACCAGAACAUAAGGAUAUUGGCACAUCCACCAAGGAAAAUACACCUACAGUUAAUACUUCAGACGACGAAACGACUUCUUUUGCUACUGCCCCUUCCAAUCAGACAGCCAUGUUAGAACCACCUAAAUCAAGAAAUUCCCAAAAUGAAGAAGCAUUAAUUCAAUUGAAGAAAGGUACUAACCUGCAAAGAAGAGCUUCAAAGAGAUACUCGGCUUACCACAUGGCUAAAUUGACAAAUCAGUCGACAACAGAAGCAGCUGCAGCUGCCGCUUUGGCAUCGAUCCCUAAUCCACCUCCACAACUUCCUAAAUCUAGUCUUACAGAGACAAUAACAGCAGCUCCUGCCACCAUUGAGGUUGAAAAAUUACCUAGCCCAACAAAGCCUGCCCUUAUCGACAACACAAAUGAUAAGGUAAGUGCAGACAAUAAUAUCUGCAGUUUGUUUCUCAUGUAUAAAAAUAAAGUGAAAAAGUGUCGAACUGUACUUCCAACAAAUAUGAACAGAUUGAGGCUAUUGUUUGUCGAGAGGUUUGCAUAUUCUCCUGGUGGUGAUUCGUUCCCUGAUAUUUACAUUAAGGACCUUAGACAUGGCGUUUUCUAUGAAUUGGAUGAUUCUAAUUUUUCUGAACUCCAGGAUGGGUCAACAGUGGAACUUCGAAUAGACGGUGGGAAGAAGGAGGUUGGACCAAUAAAUAACAUUCAAGAAAUUGGUGCUAUAAUCAAAUUGGAAGUGGCUAAAAGCCAGAAGGAAAUAAUAGACUUAUUAAAAUCAUCAAACUUGACUCAUUCAUCGGCUGAUGAAAAAAAUGUAAAUCAUUCAGCACCGGAAUCCACCACUAAUUUAACGAAAAUAGAUGAUGAGGCUGUUAAUAAAAUUAACCGAGAACUCGCUAUCCUAAAGCAAGUUCAUAAUUCAAACAAAACUAACAUGGAACAGAUAACCUCAAACUUAUUAGAGAAAGUUGCCAAAUUCAAAUCCAUGUCAUUCAACACCAAGACCUCAGCUAAUAAGGUGUAUAUGGAGAAAUCUCAAGCCGAAUUAGGAGAGGUUUCCGAUUCUUUAUUAAGUAGAGUUGAUGAUUUGCAGGAUUUGAUAGAAGUGUUGAGAAAGGAUGUGGCAGACCGUGGUGCUGAACCUUCUAAGAAAAAACUGGAAUCCGUUCAGAAAAUAUUAGAAGAUGCUGAGAAUGAUUUGGAGAAGAUGAAGAAAUUUAUUAGCACUGAAAAACCACAAUGGAAGAAAAUUUGGGAAGCUGAAUUGGAUAAAGUUUGUGAAGAACAACAAUUCCUCACCCUACAAGAAGACUUAGUGUUAGAUUUAAACGAAGAUUUGGCCAAGGCCGCAGAAACGUUUGGUCUAAUUAAUAUGUGUUGUGAAGAAAAGGAAAAGAAUCCAACUAGACCCAAAGCAAAUCCAAUAUUACCAAUUCUGAAACCAGGAACAUUCCACCAAGUUAGAGAUCAGAUGCUUAUGGCUGUUGAGUCUAUAAAUCCAGAUCACGAAAGUAGGUUGAAAGCUCUUGAUAAGGCCCAGAGAUUAUGGCAGAAAGAAAAAGAAUUCAAGGACGGCGAUGAGUUCGAGGAUGAGUUGGGAAACUUUGUGGGUAAUUCAAAUCUAAAGAAAUCUGGAGGGGUUGAGGAGGUUGAAAGACUAAGAAGACAAAGGGAUGAAGAAAACUUACGUGCGAACUUCGGUGGCGUUUUAUGA
Naumovozyma castellii is the source of this 2208-nucleotide messenger RNA. RefSeq names its product formin-mediated actin nucleation enhancer (gene BUD6). NCBI's taxonomy places the organism in Eukaryota, Fungi, Ascomycota, Saccharomycetes, Saccharomycetales, Saccharomycetaceae. The record is from RefSeq and is a predicted model, not a curated record. Bases 1 to 2208 code for a protein of 735 amino acids. The transcript has a single exon.